Messenger RNA from Cynara cardunculus var. scolymus (artichoke), 1431 nucleotides. RefSeq names its product basic leucine zipper 61-like. The transcript has 4 exons. Gene Ontology annotation, biological process: positive regulation of DNA-templated transcription. The record is from RefSeq and is a predicted model, not a curated record. NCBI's taxonomy places the organism in Eukaryota, Viridiplantae, Streptophyta, Magnoliopsida, Asterales, Asteraceae. Gene Ontology annotation, cellular component: nucleus. The coding region runs from base 58 to 933 and encodes 291 amino acids. Gene Ontology annotation, molecular function: DNA-binding transcription factor activity; DNA binding.
UCCUCUUAAUUUCAAACAAAAGCAACGUUUUUGUUGAUUUUUUUAAUUUCAUUUUGUAUGGCACAAUUGCCACCAAAAGCGCCAAUAAUGGCGCAAAAAUGGCCGUCAUUUGCCUAUCAGACCAUGCCGAUGCCGUCGUCAGCCUCGCAGCCACCGACCUGGAUGGAUGAUUUUAUAGAUUUCUCGUCAGCUAGGAGGAACUCUCACCGGAGAUCCACAAGCGAUCCGAUUGCGUUUAUUGAAGCUCCUCCGUUUAUUAAUGAAUGUCGUAAUUCUCAUGUCAUUGAUAAGUCGUUGAUGCCUUGCUCUAAUAAUAAUGGAUUUGAGCGUUUGGAUGAUGAGCAGCUUAGUUCUAUGUUUUCCGACGACUUCACGGCGAAUCUCCAGUCAACUAGGUUAUUGUCUAUGACAUCUGAUCAAAACAGCGAUGAUGACGAAGCUAAACCAACGCAGCCACCGGAGCAACAACCGCAGCAGCUAAAACAUGAGCUGGGAGAGGUGGAAGACGGUGGCGAUUACGAACAGGAGACCGAAUCCGUCAAGCCUCACAUUACUUUUUCCAGCGAUGGCGGCACCGUCGUUGAUCCAAAAAGAGUUAAAAGGAUAUUAGCAAAUCGUCAAUCUGCCCAGAGAUCAAGAGUCAGGAAGUUGCAUUACAUUUCUGAACUCGAACGAAGUGUUACAAAUCUGCAGACGGAGGUAUCGACACUAUCGCCACGUGUAGCAUUUUUGGAUCAUCAGCGAUUGAUUUUAAACGUAGAUAACAGCUCGCUUAAGCAACGGAUCGCGGCUUUGGCCCAGGACAAGAUCUUCAAAGAUGCUCAUCAAGAAGCAUUGAAAAAAGAGAUUGAGAGAUUAAGAAGAGUUUAUCAUGAACAGAACAUGAAGAAGGCGGAGACCACCACCGCAACAACCACCGGUUCACCGGCAUGAAUGGCGUCUCCGCCGCCGCCACCGGCAGCAACUGUUAUGGUACGGAUGAAGAGUGAGUGAUCGAUCUCGGAUCUGGGAACGAGAAGGAUGAACAAAUGGGAGUGUGUGGGGAAGGGAUGCUGCUAAAGUGCGCCCAUGCAGGCACGUGAUGUGUUUCAAGACUUUUGGGUGGUGGUCCCAUGAUUGGCAUGUGAUUAUUUUAAUAUAGCAUGGCUUCUUUUAUGCUAUUGUUGGAGAGGGAAGAAAGGGUAAUUAUGUCUUUUUCUAUGGGUUUUUAAAUUUAUUUAUGUAGAUUCUUUUUCUUAACGAAUAGGGGUCUGUGGGGUAUUGGAUGUCUGGUGUAGACUGUAGAGCAUGUUCUGAUUGUCUUUUUCUUUUCUUUUUUUUUUUUUUUAAAUUUUAAUGUCUUUAUAUUUGAUUAUUUUUUUAAUUACUAUUUUAGCCUCAUUGAGACCAAGGGGAAUUGUACAAGUAGUUCAAUUGUAGUUUUUGAGUUAA